Molecule: messenger RNA, 582 nt
Organism: Zychaea mexicana
Lineage: Eukaryota; Fungi; Mucoromycota; Mucoromycetes; Mucorales; Lichtheimiaceae
Exons: 6
Coding region: 1-582 (193 amino acids)
Biological process (GO): mitotic DNA replication initiation
Cellular component (GO): GINS complex
Source: RefSeq, a predicted model, not a curated record
AUGAAUAACGAAGAAUAUUACGACAUAGACUCCAUCCUAGCAGAACAUUCAGUGCGUAUUGUCACUCGAAUGGAUGCUUCUGCAAACCUAACAGGAGACGGCAACGAGAUUACAGCCAAUUCGCGUGUCGAACUGCCGUUUUGGAUUGCCAAAAUGCUCGCACAAUAUAGGCUUCCGGACGGCGGGAGUAUAGUGACCAUAGAGUUACCCAGAGCAUACGGCACCCGGGUGCGCAACGCGCUAGAUGCAAGUCCAACCAGCAUUGACUUUCGACAAAUUUCCCCGUAUUUCUAUCAGUUUGGCACAAAGCUAUACGGCCUGAUCAUCGACAACGAGCUUCCAGCAACACUAGAAAAUACAUUCAAGAUACGGCUCAAGGAAAUCAUGAACUUAUCCUUGACGGGGUCGACCAACGUGGGACAGGAUUUCUUGCAGAAGUUGGAUGAAACUGAAAAAGAACUAUUUAAGGCUGGCCAAGAGAGCACGGCAGAGCUUAGAAAGUGGCGCCACAGAAGGCGACAGCAGCUGAAGCCGGUGUCUCUGGGUCAUCGGAUAUCUUCCCAGUCGUCGUCGACUAGCUAA